Messenger RNA from Cetraspora pellucida, 4080 nucleotides. The record is from the annotation of a GenBank genome assembly. NCBI's taxonomy places the organism in Eukaryota, Fungi, Glomeromycota, Glomeromycetes, Diversisporales, Gigasporaceae.
AUGUCAUUAAAUAACGAUUUCAAAAAUGAAAUAGACCAAUUGAAAGAAUCGCCUAUACCUUCUACAUUUCCUACUCUACCAUUCGAUUAUCCUAUAACAGCUAUCACAGAACACGACGAAAAAAGUAAUGAUGAUAAUCAAUUAGACAUCGUUGGAUCUGAUGUUAAUCAUCAUUUGACAUUAAAUACAAAGCAAUCAACACCGCGUCGAUCUUCAACAUGGCCUCUUACUCCGCCAGACCUUUCAAGUAAUAAUGCAUCUUCGGCAAGACCUAGUACCGACGAUAUAACGCCGGCUUCUCAACAUGUUAGAAGUCUAUCUUUGAGCCAACGAAUAAAUCAUUCAUUAAAUCAGAAACGAGAGAGCCUUAAAUAUGCAGCAAAAAGAAUAACGUCGAUCGUAAUUGGUUCUAAGGACGAUAUCAUCAUUCGCAAAAUUCCAAUCAUUCCAGAGAGAACAGAUCCAUUAUUAGACCCUAAAACUAAUUCCCCAUUUAUUAGCAAUUCUAUAACUACUUCACGUUACACUUUCUUCAAUUUUCUUCCGAAACAACUUUAUGCUCAGUUCUCAAAGAUUGCUAACAUAUAUUUUCUUUUUGUUGCUAUAAUUCAGAUGCCUGGAUGGAGUCCUACUGGUCAGUUCACCACUUUGAUCCCUUUAAGUGUAUUCAUAUCAAUAGCGAUGGCUCAUGAAGGCUUUGAUGAUUAUCGGAGGCACAAACAGGACACUAUAGAAAACAACAAGGAAUGUUCAGUAUUAAACGUUUAUCGAUCAAAUGAUGUGACAUCCCAGAGAUUAGGUGUUUGGAGAAAAACAAAUUGGAAAAAUUUACGAGUUGGUGAUCUUGUGAGUGUUAAAGCUCAAGAAUGGGUUCCCGCUGAUUUAUUACUAUUACAUUCGAAAGGUGAAAAGGGGAUUUGCUUUGUUGAGACUUCUGCUUUAGAUGGUGAAACUAAUCUUAAGCAAAAGCAAGCCCUCAAAGAUACAAACAAUAUAUUAGCUUCUCCAGAAACUCUUGCUAGUUUUAAAGCUAUGGUUUCUGCUGAGAAUCCAAAUCAAGACUUGUAUAAUUUUGAUGGAUCGAUAGAGUUACCUGAUGGAAAAAUAUGUGCACUUUCAAAUGAUCAAAUUUUAUUACGUGGUACCAUCUUACGUAAUACUCCUGAGAUAUACGGACUAGUGAUAUUUACUGGCGAAGAAACAAAACUUCGAAUGAAUGCUUCAAAAAAUAUUCGAACAAAAGCUCCUAUGAUACAACAAUUGGUUAAUAAAGUGGUUAUAAUUAUAUUUUUAUUUGUAAUAUUUUUGUCUAUCUUUUGUACAGCAAUGUCGGAAAUUUGGGCAAAACGUUUUUGGAAGAAUGCUUGGUACGUUUUUGGAGUUGAAAGACAGUUGCAUAUAUCUCUGUUUGCAUUUAUUAUCUUGUUCAACACCAUGAUUCCGAUCUCUCUCUAUGUUACCAUGGAAAUUGUCAAACUAGUUCAAGUUUAUUUUAUUAACAAAGAUAUUAAUAUGUAUCACGCGGAAAAUGACACUCCUGCUGAAGCACGAACAUCAACAAUCAAUGAAGAAUUGGGUCAAGUUAGUUAUAUAUUUUCUGAUAAGACUGGAACACUUACGGAUAAUAUAAUGUUAUUUAGAAAGAUUAGUGUUGGUGGACUAGCGUUUUUACAUGAUAUGGAUUUGUUCGAUAUAGGAAAGGAUGAAUUAUCGCAACUGUUAGAUCAAUGUCAAAAUUCUGUUACAAAAAGACAAAGUAAAUAUUCUUACACAUCAGUUGGGCAACAUAUUCGUAACCGGACGCUUGAUAGUCUCGAAAAUUAUGAAACUAUUGAAUCUCCAAGACGUAGAGAUUCAAAUACUAGCGGGCGUUUUUCGAUGAUUGCACCGACUACAACUUGUCCAUAUAGACAUGAUUCAGUAUCCAAAACCACGAUAGGGUCUAUAAAAAAAGACAAGGAUCCUACCAUUCGUUCCACAUUUGAUUUAUUGUCCAUCAUUCAACAUAAAUCUCAUACGCCAUUCGGAGAAAAGGCGAGAUUCUUUUUAUUGGCUAUUGCAUUAUGCCAUACUUGUGUACCUGAAAUUGAUCAAAUAACAAAUGAUGUAUUUUAUCAAGCUGCAUCACCUGAUGAAUUUGCACUUGUGAAUGCUGCUAAAGAGUUAGGAUAUAUUGUUAUGGAUAGAUCGAUGUCUUCAGUCUCUCUAUUGAUCAAUAACGAUGGUACUGCUGGCUUAAAGGAUCCUAAUAAUGCAACAAAAACAUAUGAAACCUAUCAAAUUCUAAAUGUCAUUGAAUUUUCAAGCAAAAGAAAAAGAAUGAGUGUUAUUUAUCGUUUGCCUAAUGGAAAAAUAUGUCUACUUUGUAAAGGGGCAGAUUCGAUAAUACUUGAGAGAUUAAGAAUAAAUAGUACAAAUAUUUCUUCGAGAUCGUUUAAUAACGAAGAUAAAAGAUAUAGUAUGACAAUAGAUCUUGAACACUCAAUAGUUGAUCCCUUUCAGAUGCACGAUGAAAGAUGUCUUUAUAACGAAACCAUGCUUCAUAUUCAGCAAUUUGCGACCGAAGGAUUAAGAACAUUACUUUAUGGACAUCGAUAUUUAGAAGAAGAUGAAUAUAAUGAAUGGAAUAAAUUUUAUCAAGAGGCUUCAACCACUAUUGUGGAUCGACAAAAAAAAAUGGAACAGAUUGCGGAAAUAAUUGAAGCAGAUUUAGAGAUCACUGGCGCCACAGCGAUUGAAGACAAAUUGCAAGAUGGAGUUCCAGAAACCAUCGAUAAAUUGUGUAGAGCAGGAAUUAGAGUAUGGAUGUUGACUGGUGACAAGAAAGAAACUGCGAUCAAUAUCGGAUAUUCUUGUUCUUUAAUUAAAAAUUACUCUACUACCAUUAUUCUAGACCAAAAUUUUGACCUUGACCUGACCCUAAGUCAGGCAUUAGAAAAUAUUAAUGCCAAUAUAGGAAAACAUGCUGUAGCAGUUGUUGAUGGUGCCACGCUGAUGGUAAUAGAACAAGAAGCUGCACUAAUGGAAAAAUUUGUCGAAUUGGGAAUUCUAUGUGGUUCAGUUAUUUGUUGCCGUGUAAGUCCAUCACAAAAAGCCUUGGUAGUUCGGAAAAUUCGAGAGAAAUUAACUUGUGCAGUAACUUUAGCAAUUGGAGACGGGGCAAAUGACAUUGCAAUGAUUCAAGAAGCGCAUGUUGGAAUUGGAAUUGCGGGCAGAGAAGGACUACAGGCUGCAAGAACAAGUGAUUAUUCGAUAGCGCAAUUUAAAUUUUUAAGCAAUUUGUUGUUCGUACAUGGUAGAUGGUCUUACAUACGAGUGUCAAAAUUCAUUUUAGGAACAUUUUAUAAAUGCAUGUGUUUUUACCUUACACAAGGAAUAUUUCAACUUUUUGCUGGAUUCUCUGGAACUAGUUUAUAUGAGCAAUGGACUCUUUCAUUUUAUAAUACACUAUUUGCAUCAUUGCCUGUCAUGGUUAUCGGAAUAUUUGAAAAAGAUUUAAACUACAAAACAUUAUUAGAAGUUCCAGAAUUGUAUACCCAAGGACAAUAUAACGCCGCUUUUAAUAUAAAAGUUUUCUUUGCUUGGAUGAGUGAUGCAAUUGUUCAUGCUCUUGUGAUAGUUAUGGUACCGUUUAUUAUGCACGAAACCCUUUGUAAAUAUGAACUUAGAAAUUUCGGAUCACCUCAGUUAUACGAGCUUGGAUUAGUAGUAUAUACAUGUGUAGUGUUUGUGGUUACAUUCAAGAUAGCAUAUUUAGAAUGUCAUAAUUGGACAGUCAUAACACACGUUACAUCAUUUUUGACAUUAUUUGGUUGGUUUUUAUAUCAAACCAUCUAUUCUUUUGUUUACCCGGUAGAUACGAAAAGUGCAACUUAUGACGUACGUGGAGUAUUUCAACAUGAUGCAACUAAGAGUGAAUUUUGGGUAACUGUGAUAUUAACAACUUCGUUAGCUAUUAUACCAAAUAUUCUAAAAAAAAUAGGAACGAAUGUUUUCCAUUUUAAUGAUGUUGAUGAAUAUCAAGCUAUUGAGAAGGAAGAUAAAUAUUUACAGGAAAUUAAUACUGAUGAGACACGGUAG